Molecule: messenger RNA, 2100 nt
Organism: Myzus persicae (green peach aphid)
Lineage: Eukaryota; Metazoa; Arthropoda; Insecta; Hemiptera; Aphididae
Product: protein gooseberry-like
Exons: 7
Coding region: 269-1603 (444 amino acids)
Biological process (GO): anatomical structure development; regulation of transcription by RNA polymerase II
Molecular function (GO): DNA-binding transcription factor activity, RNA polymerase II-specific; RNA polymerase II cis-regulatory region sequence-specific DNA binding
Source: RefSeq, a predicted model, not a curated record
GCAGUGUUCGACACACGGGCGGUAGUGUACGUUUUGCGGUCAUCGGGCGAGUUCCAUUCGCGACGCGCAGUGGUAAAUGUUAUCGACACACAAACACACACACACACACAAACAUUUGUGUAAACAUAUUUUUAUUUGAUUUAAUUUUUCAUUCGGUUAUUAUUUUUUCGUUCAUUCGUUUUAUCGUUAUCGUUUUUCGUUCGUUCAUUCAUUCAUAAUUUAUUCAUUUGGUUCGCUACGCAAUAAACGAUACUUGGAAAACCUCACGAUGUCCGUGUCCACGUUGAAUAUGACUCCCUACUUCACCGGAUACCCAUUUCAAGGCCAAGGCCGCAUGAACCAGCUCGGUGGCGUGUUCAUCAACGGUCGGCCGCUUCCCAACCACAUCAGACUGAAGAUCGUCGAAAUGGCUGCGGCCGGUGUACGCCCGUGCGUCAUAUCUCGGCAGCUCAGGGUGUCGCACGGCUGUGUGUCGAAAAUACUCAACCGGUACCAAGAGACCGGAAGCAUACGGCCCGGCGUGAUCGGUGGUAGCAAGCCUAGGGUGGCCACGCCGGAUGUGGAGAGGCGCAUCGAGGAGUACAAGAAGGCCAACCCAGCCAUGUUCAGCUGGGAGAUCCGCGACAAGCUCGUAAAGCAGGAUGGCAUUUGUGACAAAAACUCCGCUCCAUCUAUCAGUUCCAUCAGCCGACUACUGCGCGGCGGUAGAAGAGACGAGCUGAAAAACCAUUCAAUCGACGGUAUUUUGGGUCCGAGCAGCGCUGACGACUCUGACACUGAAUCGGAACCUGGUUUCCACUUGAAACGCAAACAGCGCCGGAGCAGAACCACGUUCACCGGCGAGCAACUCGAAGACUUGGAGCGCGCAUUCCACAAGUCCCAGUACCCUGAUGUGUACACCAGAGAAGAGCUGGCCCAAAAAACCAAACUCACCGAGGCCAGAGUGCAAGUGUGGUUCAGCAAUCGCCGGGCUCGCCUCAGAAAGCAGAUGGGCACGCACCAACACAUGAACGCCGCGGCUGCGGCAGCGUUCAACCCGGCAGCGGCGGUCGUCAGCCUCUCGGCCGGCUCGUUCCAGUCCCCGACCGGUGGCCAACACGGAGCUCACGGCCAGUAUGGCGGUCACGAUCAUCACUCGUCCGCCGCCGCGUCAAACUUCAAUUCUCCCCAAGGGACUUCCCACGGCACGUGGCCAGCCGCCGCCACUGGAUACUAUCCUGCGACGUCCUGCAACUACGGGCCUGGCAGUGGCGUGAACGGCGGCACGUCCGCCGACGCCAUGUACCACCACCCGCACCACGCGCACCACCAGCACAACAACAACAACAACAACAACAACAACAACAACAACGGUGGCGCUUCGUAUUCACCGCAGGGAUCGGCGGUCGACCAUCAUUCGUUGGGAUGGACAAAGUCCAACAAGGACGUGACAGCCGCAGCUACUUGGAGCCCAGACAAUUACUCGUUCUUCGCCGGCGGCAACACCAUAUACGGGUCUGGUUCCAAUUUGGCUCCACCACACUCGGCUAGCGAAGCCAAGUCCGGAUAUCCGUACUUCGGUCAACUGUCCCAAAUGGACGCCAUGUGUGGCAGGGUGCAUUAAAUGCGAAGAUGAUGUCGAUUAUGAUUUUACGUUUUCAAACUCGUCCCCUUUCCCUUCCUCUGACCUUACUGCAAUUGUAUUGUUACUGCAGUGUUUUCUCUCGGCGCAUCCGAUCCGCAGCAAUAUAAACUAUGCCCGAACAUAUUUUCAUUUUAUUAUAAUAUAUCAAUAUUGAAUUAUGUAAUUUGUAUAUUAUUAAACUAUUAUCAUUAUUAUUAUUAUUAUUAUUUUUAUUAUAAUUAGAAAAUAUUAUCAUUAUUAUUUUAUUGUAAGUAUACAAAACUAAAUUCUAACGGUAAAGUAAAACUUAUAACGCGUACCUAUAAUUAUAAAUUGUACUAUAUUAAAUUAUAAUUUUACACUAAAGAUGUCUUCUUUUUCUUAAAAAGGUGCAUAAUGUGCAUACUAUUAUUUAGUUAUAAAGAGUUAGAGAUAAGUUCUUGAAAAAAACAUUGUACAUUAUUUUCAUACAAUAUAUAAUAGUAUAUGUAAGAUUA